CUGCUAAAAAGCAAAUAAACUACAUAUUCAUUAGAUUCUAGAAUGUCAACAUCUACACUACUUCCACUUGAAUUAGUGGAUAAGUGUAUAGGCUCAAGGAUCUGGAUUAUUAUGAAGGGAAAUACAGAAUUCUCUGGAACUCUUUUAGGAUUUGACGAUUAUGUCAAUAUGGUUCUUGAAGAUGUAACAGAAUAUAAUGUUUCUACAGGAACAUUAGAAAAACAUAAACAACUUUUACUAAAUGGAAAUGGGAUUUGUAUGUUAAUUCCGGGUGGAGAAGGAGAUUUUCAAAAGGAAUAAGAUAAUAAUAACAAGAAAAUCAAAAAAUAUUUGAAAAAGAAAUAUU
This is a messenger RNA of Pneumocystis carinii B80, 346 nucleotides long. Its product is annotated as U6 snRNA-associated Sm-like protein LSm5. Gene Ontology annotation, molecular function: RNA binding. The record is from RefSeq and is a predicted model, not a curated record. Gene Ontology annotation, biological process: mRNA splicing, via spliceosome. Lineage: Eukaryota; Fungi; Ascomycota; Pneumocystomycetes; Pneumocystales; Pneumocystaceae. Gene Ontology annotation, cellular component: Lsm1-7-Pat1 complex; U6 snRNP; U4/U6 x U5 tri-snRNP complex. The transcript has 5 exons. Bases 43 to 300 code for a protein of 85 amino acids.